AUUCAUUAUGUUUCAUUGCUUGAAUUCCACCGCUUACCAUUAAACAUUUUAUAACAAAACAGCAACCUCUCAACUUUAGAAUUCCAAGGAAUUAUUGUAUGAGAAGGGAUUCAUUGAUUGCCACUCCAAUUUCACAUGCUGGACUCUGAGGAUAAUGACGAUGCCCGUCAGCGACUAAGGAGUACAUCUAUGCCCUCUGUUAGGCUCAACUCAUCUGAUGUAGGAAGUGAAAGAGAUGAAUACCAUCAACAAGGUCUCAAUUUACUUGAAACCUCAACAAGUUCACUCAUUCCUCAAUGGGAAUUACUUCAGACGCAGGAUGAACCUCCAAUGGUCAGAAGACACACUGUAAUUAGCUUUCCUACCAUUGGACAAACUCAAACUAUGGACAACAACAAAGAAAAACAUUACGACAGUGUGUCAUCAGUAAUGAAUGCACAACAAUCAAACCAGCCGAACAAUCAGGACAACCCACCAUCACCUGCGGAAGAAUUCUAUACCCUAAAAUAUCCAGAACAUGCUUGGGGGCAAAAGAUGCAUAAGAGGCUACAUCAACUCAAACCCAAACAUAUCAUAUCAUCCUUAAUUGGAUUGAAACAAGGUCACCUUGCUCGUCGCACAGCACAUACACAGUACAAAGGAGACCUGGCAAGUAGUCGGGAAUCUUCCGUAUCCAGGACUUCCACUAGGAUCCCCGCCAGAACCCGUGUACGACCACCUUCUCGAGCACGAUCACGGGCAUCGUCCCAAGAUUCUGAUUAUAUUCCAUCAGGAACGUCCACUACAUCAUCUCGCGUAUCUGCAGGGUCUCGAUCAGGAGCGACGCGGAUGAUACGUAGCAAACUGCAUGAACAGCAACGUGAACUAGGAAAGGAUAAUCUUCAUGGCAGCAAAUUCGAUGAGAUACAGUCAGUGGCCGGUUCCACCAUAUCUAUUCAUCUACCCACAAAACAACAGCUAAAGCGAAGGAGAGAGUCACCACACAAUCGAGGCGAGAAGGCACAGGAAGGAUCGCCACCAAAUGUACAUGUUGCCAAAAUGUCAUCGUCAAAGUAUGCGGCACGUCGUGGUUUUGGUACAGUCUUUAGGAGGUUCGAAUGUGUUUUGAUUCCGGUAUGGGAUAAACAUCAAGGAAAACCACUUGCAAGGGAUACUAAGUCGAAAGCUUCAGCACAGCUGCAUAAAUCGCCACCGCUACAACCACAAACACACUUUCACAUUCAACUUCCUCAGAUCGAGGGGCCACAACCACUGUCUCAUAUUCAAUCUUCUCAGAUCAAGGCGCCAGAACUUUAUAACUGGUGGUUAGAAGUAAAGCCUUUACAGGAACAGAUUAAUGGAUGUUACAAAUGGAUCAUACUACGUGGUCAACUUCCUGAAAAGGACAUUAUGGCAUGGCGUACCUCAUUUAUCAUAGAGGCUUUAAAGCCAACUCUUGUCGCUACCAUAUCAAAAUCGUACUAUAGAUUAAAAGGAUCCAUUGAUGUAGACGGCAUGGUACGCAACGGCUUUCCAGGGAAUAUUGUGGAUGCUUUUAAAGAAGGAUUUCCGCCUGAUUGGCAAACGAUUUUGUGCUCCCACUUCAAUACCGAACUAAAUACGCGAGUAUCGGCUGAGAGUGAUCAACAUCAAAUUAGGGAGCCGCAGCAAUCAGCAAUGAUCAUGACUUCCCCUACCGAAGUUUUAAAAAAGCUGGAAUCUGAUUCAAGGCAUCGGCGUGGCGAACCUCAUCUACAUAGGCGGAGAAAGGAAGUUGUCGAGGCCGUGGUAAUCCCACAAGUUCAGUCUCUACAUCGACGACCGCAAUCUCAAGCAUCUCCAGGCUCAGUGAAUUUGCAAUCAAAAGGUUACAAUCCUGGGCCAAGCCUCAAGACCUUUUCUACAGACGAAGCCUUGAUCACGACAUUAGGCUUUGAUACAAACCAGCAGACUAUGGAUGACGUGUCGCCCUUUGAUUCACAGCAAAAAUUAAUAUCGCAAAAGGAUAGCAAUGACGCUUCUAAUAGUAUAGUCAAUAGCUUAAAAGUGAACCGGCCCAUCUUGAACGAGAAUAAGUCUGGACAGGAGAACAAUCUGUCUCUCACCUCUAUCAAAUCUCAGAAACCGAUCCUUCCCACGUCCUCACCAUCAAAACCACUAUUCAAGUCGUUAUCAUCAAUAUCCGCAUCGUCACAGUCCUCGCUGCAAAGAUUGAGUAUGGAUGAAAGUCUAGAUGCCGAUCUAGGUUCUGAUAAUUAUGAUGCCUUUUCAAACGAUAUGGCCACAGGGAGAAGCGCUGUUCCUUCAUUGAGCAUAUUCGGAUCAAAUUCUAAAUCCCAUAGUUUGUUGCAAAGGAACAAUUCAAAUCUUGACAACUAUAACUCUCCCUUUUCCAGUCAGAUCAUAUUGCUUGAGGAUGAGACCUCAAACCGAUCAGAAGUGCUGGAAUCAGCGACUGAAAUGGAUAUAACGACGAAAGCUAUGGAUCCGUCAUCAGAGAUGAUAGAUCUAACGCAAGAAACUGAGGAGGAGGAGAUGGAGUCAGGAAGGGUACAGUUGGCACCAGCAGGGAUGAACGACAAAAGAGCUGUAUCUGAAGUUGACAUGGAUCUUUCAAAGAAUGAUCAAGCUACAGAAGUAUUAGGUGAACACUUGCGUAACAAGACAAACAGUCCAAAGGCUAUAGCAAGCACAACAAGUGACGUGGCCCAAACUCUACAAGAGCGUAUUGCAAAAGAUACAGCUGUAGAUAACGAGGUAGCGACAACUUCAAGCGUUCGUAAAGAAUGGCCAAGGAUAUCGUUUGGACCACGCUUUGCGAGUGUUCGAGAUAUUCAAGCAAAAGCCAGAAUCAAGCGUUCUUCUCAGUCAGGGUUUAGUCCUCUUCCGCGACAUUCACAUUCAAAUAUAGAAUAGAAAUAACUGAAGUGUAAUAUUAUUACCAAUCUACAUCAUUACAUGUAC
Molecule: messenger RNA, 2943 nt
Organism: Lobosporangium transversale
Lineage: Eukaryota; Fungi; Mortierellomycota; Mortierellomycetes; Mortierellales; Mortierellaceae
Exons: 6
Coding region: 136-2895 (919 amino acids)
Source: RefSeq, a predicted model, not a curated record